This is a messenger RNA of Pelmatolapia mariae (spotted tilapia), 3003 nucleotides long. RefSeq names its product macoilin-1. The record is from RefSeq and is a predicted model, not a curated record. Lineage: Eukaryota; Metazoa; Chordata; Actinopteri; Cichliformes; Cichlidae. The transcript is spliced from 11 exons. Bases 145 to 2100 code for a protein of 651 amino acids. Gene Ontology annotation, cellular component: rough endoplasmic reticulum membrane. Gene Ontology annotation, biological process: neuronal signal transduction.
CACAGGUUGAAGUGAGCAUCCUCAUCCACAAAGAGGGAGCCGGGCUGUUUUGUCUUUCCUCUCGGCUCUGUCGUUUAUCCCCCGUCGCUGUCGCCUCUGCUGCAGUGUGUCCAACAUCAGCACGCGGGGAGCAGAAGCCAUAAGAUGAAGAAACGUUAUGUGGACGCGAACAGGCUACGGAAGAUGAAAAAGCUGAAAAUCACGGAGAAGCUGUCUGAAAGCGCGUACACCUUCCUGAAGUUUAUGGUGAUGUGGACACUGGUGCUGCUGGCAGACUUCAUCCUUGAAUUCAGACUGGAGUACCUGUGGCCGUGCUGGCUCUUCUUUGGGAGCGUGUACACCACUUUCCACUGCCAUGGGCUGGUUAUUUGUGUUGUUUUUGUUUGCGCUGCCUUCACUCUGGACAUCUUUUGUUUAAUUUUUGUUCCUUUGCACUGGCUGUUCUUUGUGGCGAGCACCUAUGUGUUAUUCAAUUACAUAUGGCACACAGAGAAGGGCAUCUGUAUAUCAACUGUGUCUCUGUGGAUCCUGCUCGUGUACACAGAGGCUUCACUUCGACUCAAAGACCUUAAAACCUCACAUGCCAACCUGUCCCAUCUUUUUGCCGCUCACUGUAUUGGAUAUCCUGUAGUUUAUCUGGGGUUUGAUGCCACCUGCUACUUCACCAACAUCUUUAAGCUGCGCAUACAGAAAGCAGUGCAGAGUGAGAAUGACUUCCACAUGCACCUCCUUCAGCACUCGCUCCCCCCAGGCCUGCAGGUUUAUCCCAAGACAGGCACAGAUGGCAGCAGCACCUCCAAAUGGAAAGUCAAGCCUGAGUCAAGUCAGUAUCAGUGUCAGAACGGUGCUGUGGUGGCCCAAGAUGAGGCACACACCGUGGACUGCCUCCAGAUCCGCAGCGAGGAGAGAGCAACAGAGAAAGGGUCACAGGAGGUGAGGUCAGCCGAACCAAACCGCCGGCCACCAUCAUCAUCGUCGUCAUCAUCCAAACCCAGUGUGGGUGAGUCCAAAGAUCUGCUGCACAGCAGCACAGGAGGACCGGAAUCAUCAACAACUCCAGAAAAUCUACCUCAAGAGGAGCACGGCAGCAAAGCAACGCGAGCAGCUAAGAACUCCUCACCAAAAGUCAGAAGAAGCAACUCAAAUACUCCUUCACCUCCUGCGGGAAGGACUGAGAAGAAACACAGGUCCAGCUCCAAAACAGUCAGCCCCAACAGGGAUGCAGCAGAAAAGAGCGCCACAGCAGCUCAGAGUUACCACACUGAACAGACAAGCAAGCUGGAGCAGGAGCUGAGGAGGCUGAAGAGUGAGCUGCAGACGAGCAGGCAGACCGAACAGGAGCUUCGAAGUCACAUCUGCAACCUGACCAACAGCGAGAGGAGCCUUAGACCAGAGGUUUCCCUGCUCAGACAGUCCAACAUGCUUCUCCAGAGCAAGAUUCUGUGCCUAACUAAAAACAAGCAGAGGGACAAGCAGACUUGUGUGAUGCUGGAGAAGAAGACCAGAGCAGAGGCAGAGGCCAGACUCUCUGCUGAGAAGCAGUUGGCUGAGCUUCAGGCUCAAAAACUGGAGGAGGCGGCGAGCACGGCGCGGAGUCUAACAAACAGGCAGGAACACUGUGAAACCCAAAUGUUAAGGAAAAGGGUUAAAGAGCUAGAGACAGAGUACAAACAACUACAACUGGAGUAUCAAGUGAAAGAGAGUCGUGUGGUAGAUCUAGAGAGUGAUGUUGAGGCUUUGGGAAAGUACCGCUGUGUGGAAAAAGAGACAGAUAUGCUGCUGUCCACUUUGUCAGCCAUGCAGGAAAAGGCUCAACAUCUGGAGUACAACCUGAGCGCUGAGACUCGCAUCAAACUGGACCUCUUCUCUGCGCUGGGAGACGCCCGCAGACAGCUAGAAAUCGCCCAAGAUAAGGUGAUGAAGCAGGACAGGGAGAUAAGUGAGAUGAAGAAGAAGAUUGCCGAGGUUAUGGCGGUGAGCCCCGGCAUGUCCUACAUGGCUCCCCGGCCCCACGUGCCACAGAAUCUCACCAAGUUGCUCAACUCCGAGCGCUACGUGCUGAAUCCACGAGCAUUGAUGUACCAGUGUUUGAAGAAAUAGGGGACGUCCCAGAGCUUUCACACCUCAUCAGAACUCGUCAGAUCCGGACGAGUUUAUCACAGAGCUAAACAACACCGCGAAGUCCUCUACUUCCAGCCAUGAGUGGAACCAGGCCAAGCCUCCACAAGUCGAAUGCCUUUUGCUGCACUGUUGGUGCUAACUUGAUAUUAUUCUGUAUAUUUCCUGUUUUCUGCCACAUCACAGGUCGAAGAGUUUCACUCCAAAAUGAGGUAUCUAAUAUGCAGAACUGGUCAUUUUUUUGAACGAAAAAAAAAAAAAGGUUUACUUAUCCCGAUUAAAUACAAAUGCAGGUGUCAGCAGAGAUACAAACCAAGUAGAUUUAUCUGAAUGAAGACCUGGUGCCUGAUGUGGACAUGCCCAGAGGAAGAUGGCACUGACAGGUUCUCUGCUGCCGCUAUAAAAUAUUUCAUUAAACCACUCUGUACAGUUUAACUCCUGGCAUGAAAGUAAAACUAACCAAACAACAUUAUUUAAGUCAGUUCUUGUGUUAAACUUACAGAUGUUUAAGAAUUCAGAGUUUUCUUGAUCUGCUGCAAUACUGACAAGAAGAUUCAAAGUAAUAUUUUUUUAAGCCCUAUUUGUCAGUAUUUAUUAGAACAAAAUGAUCAUUGAGGUCCAGCAGUACAGGUACUGAUCAUAAAAUUAAGAAAACAGUGGCUGACUUCUGUUCCGGUGUCUCAGUCAGUCGUGACAGUCAAACCACGUGACUCUGAAACUGGAGCCGCUAAACGGAAAUCAGCCAUCACGCUUUUUUCAUUGUCUCUGCUUUUCUUUGAAAAAGAGGCCAUAUUUUAGACUUAAAUCUUUAACGGAUUUUGGGCAAAUAUUGGAGUUGUGAACAUUAUUUACAUUCAUGUCUAAACAUGAUUAUAGAAAGAUGAG